AUGCCGUCGUCGGUCUUCUCGGUUCGAUCCGCGUCGUGCCUCGAGACCACGUCGAGGUUCAUAUCGCGCUGCCUGUCGUCGUCCACCAGGAUCCAUAUCAUGGCCCUGGACAGCAUCGUCAACGUCAACUCCCUCUUCACCGUCGCCCUCUUCCUCGGCCUCUCCGCCUCCCCUGCCGGCGGCCAGCUCCCCGGGAUCCGCGCCUCCUGCAGGCCCGGCGCUGCCUUGGCGGAGGGCCUCGUCACCUUCCACGUGUACUCCUUCAGCUGCUUCCUCUUCUCAAGCCUCGUCGCCCUGGCUCUCAAGCAGGCCAUCAAGAUCAGCAGGGUCAUCGCCGAAGAAGAACAGCAAGAAAGUGGGGACGAGGCGCAUGGCCAGGCGGCGAUGGGGCACGUGAACACGGUGGCCUUUAGGGCGGGGAUGGCGGCUUCGGCGCUCGGGUCGGCAGCCGGCUCGGGGUUCUUGACGAUGGCGCUGGUGAACCUGGUGCAGAUGAAGUUGGGGACCUUGGGCUGUGGUGAGAGUGGGUACAGUGUGGCUGCGAUCGUGCCGCUGGUGGUCUUGGUCCCUCUGGGCCUGGUCGUUUACUUGAGUCUUGCGAUUUAUGCGUUUACCCGGUAG
Molecule: messenger RNA, 621 nt
Organism: Eucalyptus grandis
Lineage: Eukaryota; Viridiplantae; Streptophyta; Magnoliopsida; Myrtales; Myrtaceae
Exons: 1
Coding region: 1-621 (206 amino acids)
Source: RefSeq, a predicted model, not a curated record